GCCGGGAAAUGACAUGGGUUGUGCUCUCGCGAGUCUUACGGCGGCCAUUUCUCCAUUGAUUGCGUCUGCUGCUGGCAGGGUCUUCGCUCAGCAUGUUCCCCGUUUGACGCCACCCGCCGACCGUAGAAUGGUUCCCGGAGAGGACGGUCAGCCCGUCCCCCGAGAGGGGUUGUUUUGGAGUUGCAGACAGAGCAUCUUUAAUGAGAUGAAGAAGAAAUUCUCGCAGAUCGAGAAUGCUGCUGACGAGCCACGAGUUCUGUGCAUAGUACAAGAUACCACUAACUGCAAGACCAUCAAUGAACGCAUCACUUUGAACCUCCCAGCCUCCACCUCUGUGCGCCAGCUCUUCCAGGAUGUGGCUGGCAAAGUGGGCUACGUGAGCGCGACCUUCAGCUUGAAGUGGGGAAAUGCAGCCGGCACGGGAGACAUGACUGAGCUGGAUCCCAGCCCGGAUCAGUCUUUACUGGAUGCCGGCUUUGAGGCGGGCAAGAAGAAUUUCCUCCAUGUAACGGAUAAGAACGGGGAGCAGCCGCAGCUAACAUCGGAUGAAUCGGGCACAGCGGACAGCAGCGGUGUUGAUGACAGCGCACAGGAGAAGUUCAUCGGACCUCUUCCCAGGGACGGCUCUGUGGGCUGCACGAGCGACUAUGUCAGUCAGAACUACUCCUAUUCAUCACUGCUCAACAAAUCAGACACUGGUUACGUGGGCUUAGUAAACCAGGCCAUGACCUGUUACCUGAACAGCCUGUUGCAGACACUGUAUAUGACCCCGGAAUUCCGCAAUGCACUCUACAAGUGGGAGUUUGAAGAUCCAGAAGAGGACCCUGUAAACAGCAUCCCCUACCAGCUGCAGAGGCUUUUCGUCCUAUUACAGACCAGUAAAAAAAGGGCGAUAGAAACAACAGACGUGACGCGGAGUUUCGGCUGGGACAGCAGUGAAGCCUGGCAGCAGCAUGAUGUGCAGGAGCUCUGUAGGGUCAUGUUUGAUGCUCUGGAGCAGAAGUGGAAGCAGACGGAGCAGGCUGACCUCAUCAAUCAGCUGUAUCAGGGCAAGCUGAAGGAUUAUGUCCGAUGCUUGGAGUGCAGUUACGAGAGCUGGCGGAUUGACACGUUUUUGGACAUCCCUCUUGUCAUCAGGCCGUAUGGCUCCAGCACAGCGUUUGGAAGUGUGGAAGAAGCUCUCCAUGCAUUCAUCCAGCCGGAGACUCUUGACGGUCCCAACCAGUACUUCUGUGAGCGCUGUAAGAAGAAGUGCGAUGCCAGGAAGGGCCUGCGCUUCCUGCACUUCCCAUAUCUGCUAACACUGCAGCUGAAGAGGUUUGACUUUGAUUACACCAGCAUGCACCGAAUCAAGCUGAACGAUCGGAUGACCUUCCCCGAGGAGCUGGACAUGAGCCCUUUCAUUGAUGUUGAAGACGAGAAGUCUCCUCAGACUGAGAGCUGCACGGACAGCGGUGCCGAGAACGAAGGAAGCUGUCACAGUGACCAGAUGAGCAAUGACUUCUGCACGGAUGAUGCCCUGGACGAGGGAAUUUGUCUAGAGAGUAACAACAGUGUGGAAAAGCUGAACAAGUCCUCGGAGAAGAACUGCGUGUAUGAACUUUUUUCCGUGAUGGUACAUUCAGGCAGUGCGGCGGGUGGGCACUACUACGCCUGCAUCAGGUCCUUCUCCGACGACCAGUGGUAUAGUUUCAACGACCAGCAUGUCUGCCGAAUAACUCAAGAGGACAUUAAGAAAACCUAUGGAGGGUCUACAGGAAGCCGAGGAUACUACUCCAGUGCCUUCGCCAGUUCUACCAACGCGUACAUGCUCAUGUAUCGGCUGAAGAAUCCUACCAAAAAUGCAAAAUUCUUGGAGGUGAGCGAAUUCCCGGAGCACAUCAAGCGUUUGAUGCAGAGAGAAAAGGAGCAGGAAGAGGAGGAGAAGCGCCAGCGAGAGAUCGAGCGCAAUACUUGUAAACUGAAGCUCUUCUGCAUGCAUCCUGUCAAACAGAUCCGGAUGGAGAACAAGCUGGAGGUUCACAAGGAUAAGACCUUGAAAGAGGCCGUGGAGAUUGCAUGGAAGAUCAUGGACUUGGAAGGGGUCGUCCCUCUGGAUUGCUGUCGGCUAGUGAAAUACGAUGAAUUCCACGAUUACCUGGAACGAUCGUAUGAAGACGAAGAAGAUCGGCCGAUGGGUCUGCUGCUGGGUGGGGUCAAGUCCUCCUACAUGUUCGAUCUGCUACUGGAAACUAAACGGCCAGACCAGGUGUUCCAGUCCUACAAACCUGGCGAGGUGAUGGUGAAGGUGUACGUGGUGGAUCUGAAGGUAGAGGCGGUCGCCCCACCAGUCAGCGUCCGCGCUUAUCUAAGCCAGACAAUCCAGGAGUUCAAGCAGCUCAUCUCCAAGACCAUAGACUUGCCACCGGAUCCGAUGCGCAUUGUUCUGGAACGCUGCUACAAUGACCUACGACUGCUCAGCGUGCCCAAUAAAACGCUCAAGGCGGAAGGAUUCUUCCGAAGCAAUAAGGUGUUUGUCGAGAGCUCGGACUCCACGGACCACCAGCUGCCAUUUCCGGAGUCUCGCCUGUGGAAGCUCCUCGACCGUCACGCUAACACAAUUAGACUGUACGUGUCCCUCCCGGAGCAUGUCCCCGUGGCCCAGCGCUCCUCCAGCGCAAAGUCUUGCAGAGACUGGGAAAACCAGGCGGCGUUCUGCGAGAGGGGGAAAGGCGGCGGGAAAUCCGUGGACGCUAUUUUGGAGGAAAGCACUGAAAAACUCAAGUCUCUGUCCCUCCAGCAGCAGGAGGAAGGGGGCAACGGGGACAGCAGUAAAAGUACAGAGGGCAGCGACUUUGAAAACAUUGACUCUCCGCUGAACGAGGCGGAUUCCUCAGGGUCGGCCGACAACCGAGAACUGGAGAACCGGAUUCUCCCCGCCGACUCUGAGAACAACUUCCAGUCGGAAGAGCGAUCGGACUCUGAUAUUAAUAACGACCGGAGUACUAGUUCUGUGGACAGCGAUAUCCUUAGCUCAAGCCAUAGCAGCGACACCCUGUGCAACGCGGACAAUGCCCCCAUACCACUAGCCAACGGGCUCGACUCCCACAGCAUCACCAGCAGCCGCAGAUCCAAAGCCAACGAAGGCAAAAAGGAGACGUGGGAUACGGCCGAGGAGGAUUCCGGGACGGACAGCGAGUACGACGAGAGCGGGAAGCGCCGAGGGGAGGCCCAGUUUGUGUAUUUCAAAGCAGAAAUGCAUUCUGGGGAGGAAGGAUCUGGGGAAGGACAAAAAUGUUUAUUGGUGAAUGUAGAUAAAAGAAUCACCCUCUCUGCUUUCAAACAGCAGCUGGAGCCUUUUGUGGGGGUCCCCUCCUCCCAGUUUAAAGUCUUCCGGGUUUAUGCCAGCAAUCAGGAGUUUGAAAGCGUGCGGCUGAACGAGACGCUGUCCUCCUUCUCCGACGACAACAAGAUCACCAUCCGGCUGGGAAGGGCCCUGAAGAAGGGAGAAUACAGAGUGAAAGUGUUCCAGCUCCUAAUAAUAAACGACCCCGAGCCGUGUAAGUUCCUGCUGGACGCCGUCUUCGCCAAAGGAAUGAGUGUGCGACAGUCCAAGGAAGAGCUGAUUCCUCAACUCAGGGAGCAGUGUGGCCUGGACCUCUCCGUGGACAGGUUCCGCUUAAGAAAAAAGACUUGGAAGAACCCCGGCACAGUAUUCCUCGAUUACCACGUCUACGAGAACGAGAUCAGUAUUUCAAGCAACUGGGAGGUCUUCCUCGAGGUCCUAGAAGAAGGGGAGAAGAUGAAGUCCAUGUCCCAGCUGUCCUUGCUGACUAAGAGGUGGAGGCCAUCGCAGCUGAAACUGGAACCUUUCCAGGAGAUCGUGCUGGAGACCAACAGUGUGGAUGAACUUCGGGAGAAGAUGUGUGAGAUCAGCAGCAUACUGAUGGAGAAUUUAGAGUUUGCCAAGGGUCGAGGGACAUUCCCCUGUGACAUCUCUGUCCUGGAGAUCCAUCAAGAUUUAGACUGGAACCCAAAAGUAUCAACACUGAACGCCUGGCCGCUGUAUAUCUCAGAUGAUGGGGCAGUCAUAUUCUACAGGGAUAAAACGGAGGAACUGGUGGAAUUGACGGACGAGCAGCGCAACGAACUGAUGAAAAAGGAAAGCAGUCGGUUGCAAAAAACUGGACACCGUGUGACUUACUCCCCCCGCAAGGAAAAAGCCCUGAAAAUCUACCUGGACGGAGCUUCGAGUAAAGACGCCACUCAAGACUGACAGGCGGCCCCCGGCGUCCAUCUUGGAGAGCCGUGAUUACACAGACACUGCCGCCCAGGAGUGCCUCUCUUAUUUAAAGUCGGGCGCAUCGAAUUUUAUGGGCUUCAUCUUGCUCAGGUAGGAUGCAGGGCCCCCCUGCGUUUUUGGCUUCUGGCUCUUCAGAAAA
Nanorana parkeri is the source of this 4421-nucleotide messenger RNA. RefSeq names its product ubiquitin specific peptidase 47 (gene USP47). Gene Ontology annotation, biological process: protein deubiquitination. The transcript is spliced from 29 exons. The record is from RefSeq and is a predicted model, not a curated record. Gene Ontology annotation, molecular function: cysteine-type deubiquitinase activity; cysteine-type endopeptidase activity; protein binding. NCBI's taxonomy places the organism in Eukaryota, Metazoa, Chordata, Amphibia, Anura, Dicroglossidae. The coding region runs from base 14 to 4255 and encodes 1413 amino acids. Gene Ontology annotation, cellular component: nucleus; cytosol.